AUGCUGGCCCGGAUAUUUUCGAUUCAUCGGAUCGGAAUCUCGUUGCUGGUGAUUACAUCGACGAUCGCUUUGGCAUCUUCGAGCAGCGGACUCUUCGUCAACACUUCACACGGUCAAUCCGAAUGGAGCCGGUACUGCUCCGGGUCAGCAUCAAGAUCAGCCGAUCUCCAGCCGCACGCUUGCUUCACGAUGCAUGACGACGUGACGUCUGCCGCUCAUUCUUCAUCAGAGGGCCAUCUUGGCUUUGCUUCUGCCUCCGGUCAAGACUUUGUCGUGAUACCUCCCCAUCAGGGUCAAGAUAGCAAGGUCGAGUUCUUCGCCAGCGGCUUCUGGUUCUCGAUUCACUUUUCUGACAGUCUCAAGUGUGCAAGAGUUGAGAUCAGAGCUCCUGUCAGAUCCCCCGCAAAGCCUGACAGACAGGAUAAAGAGCGAGCGCUAGAACCCUUCUUAGAAGGGACGAAUUGCGUUGGAACUAAGCCUAACAUUUUCGCCCUGUGA
Pseudozyma hubeiensis SY62 is the source of this 498-nucleotide messenger RNA. Its product is annotated as protein kinase subdomain-containing protein. NCBI's taxonomy places the organism in Eukaryota, Fungi, Basidiomycota, Ustilaginomycetes, Ustilaginales, Ustilaginaceae. The record is from RefSeq and is a predicted model, not a curated record. Bases 1 to 498 code for a protein of 165 amino acids. The transcript has 2 exons.